AAAAACUUAAAAAUGCGAAUAUACAACUUUCUCUCCAAAAAAGUGGGCGAAUUAACAAUUAAAUACUCCAACUUACCAGAAUCGUAUAUCAAAAGAAGUUACGAACAAGUGUACUGGAAGAAUCCCAAGGGCUAUCCUCAGUACCCAGCAGCACAGAUAGCCCGCAAGAAUUAUCGUUUCACCACAAAUAGACCAUGGACCAUGCAGUUUGGGCGACAAAACGAACGAACUACACAGAGGAAAAAGGUGUUCCUUGAGCCAAUUGGAGAAUGGAUGUAUUUCAAAGGAGAUAGAGUGGAGAUCUUGGUGGGGAGGGACAAGGGCAAGCAAGGCAUUGUGUCACAAGUGAUACAGGAGAGGAACUGGGUCAUUGUGGAGGGGCUGAACACACAUUUACGUGUUGUAGGCAAAGACAAGUCAUUCCCCGGCAUCACUGUGCAGUCCGAAGCACCCUUGCUAGUCACCACAGGAGUCAAAUUGGUGGAUCCUGAGACACUGAAAGCCACUGAUGUGGAGUGGAGGUACACUGAGGAAGGUGAAAAGGUGCGUGUGUCUACGAACAGCGGGCGCAUCAUACCCAUACCCAAGGCGGCGCAGGAGACGGUGGACUACAAGAGCAGGGAGCUGUACAUGGAGAACCCUGACAAGGACACCACUGCUGCUGUUGCUAACAAGAUAACUUUCGCGCCAAAGCUUCAAACAUUUGAGAUGGACAUCAUGGAGUCUAUGGGGAUCAAAGAAGAUAGAACUCCGGCCACCACAUACUGGUAUUAAUGAUAUUAUAUUGUAUAAGAUUUGGAAUAUAGAAAUAGGUGUUAAUAAAUUAUAUUAGUGAAUUAUUACAA
This is a messenger RNA of Bicyclus anynana (squinting bush brown), 845 nucleotides long. It is a transcript of the gene mRpL24, whose product is annotated as probable 39S ribosomal protein L24, mitochondrial. The record is from RefSeq and is a predicted model, not a curated record. Gene Ontology annotation, molecular function: RNA binding; structural constituent of ribosome. Bases 13 to 774 code for a protein of 253 amino acids. NCBI's taxonomy places the organism in Eukaryota, Metazoa, Arthropoda, Insecta, Lepidoptera, Nymphalidae. The transcript has 7 exons. Gene Ontology annotation, biological process: translation. Gene Ontology annotation, cellular component: mitochondrion; ribosome.